This is a messenger RNA of Astyanax mexicanus (Mexican tetra), 2390 nucleotides long. RefSeq names its product carbohydrate sulfotransferase 10 (gene chst10). Gene Ontology annotation, molecular function: sulfotransferase activity. Gene Ontology annotation, cellular component: membrane. The coding region runs from base 222 to 1325 and encodes 367 amino acids. Gene Ontology annotation, biological process: carbohydrate biosynthetic process; proteoglycan biosynthetic process. NCBI's taxonomy places the organism in Eukaryota, Metazoa, Chordata, Actinopteri, Characiformes, Acestrorhamphidae. The record is from RefSeq and is a predicted model, not a curated record. The transcript has 6 exons.
GGCAGGGGGCGCGGUUCUCUUUCUCCGGGCUCAUGAUUUCAGCAGGCGGAGGCUCAUCAUCACUGUUAUCACCGAGCAGAGGCGGCCUGUUGGGGAAAAUGCCCGGAAUAAUGUGGAAAUGGCUGAAUGAGCCGCUUCAGCGCGGCGGCGGAAGAUGUAGAGGUCUAAAGCAGCACUGCUGUGAUUUUCUCUGAAGACUCCGUCAGCGUCUCCAUGGCCCAAUGAUGCGCCGGCACUGGCUGUUAGUUGGUGCUUGUGGAUGGGUUCUGCUCAUCCUUAUGUUUGUCAGCAAGUUCAUCAACUUCAGCUUCAGGAUAGCAGAUGACUAUGGGGGAAGGGCUGAAAUGCUAAACUGGACCUAUCUGUCCAUGAAGACUGUGAAACCUCUGCCGGAGCAGCCUGUGCAGAAGGCAGCAUCGCAGCCGUCUCCAGCAUCCUCAGGUGGUCCGACCGAAGCUGAUCUGUCUGACUGGGAAGCGGUAACUGUGCAGCGCUUGCAGCUUUUGUCCACCGUUUGCAGGAACUCCUCUCUCUGGAACCUCACUCGAACUCCACUGCGCAAGUUUGUGCUCGACCGCAUUUUUGUUUGUGACAAACACAAGAUCCUUUUCUGCCAGACGCCCAAGGUGGGCAACACGCAAUGGAAGAAGGUCCUCAUUGUUCUUAAUGGAAAGUUCUCCAAGGUUGAAGAGAUACCCGAGAAUGUGGUCCAUGACCACGAGAGAAAUGGUUUACCUCGACUGUCCUCUAUGAGUGACGCAGAGAUCACUGAAAGAUUACACACAUACUUCAAGUUCUUCAUUGUCCGAGAUCCUUUCGAGCGUCUCAUAUCUGCCUUUAAGGACAAGUUUGUGAAGAACCCGCGCUUCGAGCCAUGGUACAAGCACAACAUAGCGCCUGCUAUUAUUCGCAAGUACCGUAAAAGUCACCGGGACACUGGUGAAAGUGCUGGGUUGCACUUUGAAGACUUUAUCCGCUACUUGGGUGACGAGCCUGGCCGGCAGCACCUGGACCGGCAGUUUGGUGACCACAUAAUUCACUGGUUAACCUACACUGAACUUUGCGCUCCUUGUGACAUCGCGUACAAUGUGGUCGGGCACCACGAGACUCUUGAGCGGGACGCGCCGUACAUUCUGAAAGCUGCUGGAAUUGCAGAUUUGGUCUCCUACCCAACUAUCCCACCCGGGAUAACACGUUACAACCAGACCAAGGUGGUGCGCUACUUCUCUGGGAUCAGCAAGCGGGACGUUCGGCGUCUGUACGCUCGCUACCAGGGUGACUUUAGCCUGUUCGGCUACCACAGGCCAGAUUUCCUGAUGGACUAAUAAUGAAGAUACUGUUGUGUAGUCUAUUUUUGUGGAACGCACUACUAAACAAUAUUUUGUAAUACUGGAUGGAAGUGCCAGGGUGCCGGCAAACUAGUGUUUUUUUUUUUGUUUUGUUUUGUUUUGUUUUGUCUUUUUCUUCUUCAGACUGAUGGUGUUGACAUUUUGCCAUUUUGCACUGAUCUUGGACCUACUUUUGAGUUUUCUAAUACGAUUUGCUCAGAGGAAGCUGUUCUUAGGUCAACAGUAAUGUAUAGCAUGGAUCGUUGCAGCAGCUUAAGAGGUCUUUCUAGUAUGUAGAGCAAGUAGAUGGUCCAGAUUGCUGCCUUGUGAUUGCUUGGUCCCAGUUUUGAGCCUUUAUUAUACUUGGUUUCUACCGUAUUUGCCAUAUGAACAUGAAUAUGAAAAGUGCCACUUUAUGAUGUUGAUGAUGAUGAUGAUGAUGAUGAUGAUAUUUAAGAGAGGUCAACUUUAGACAUGCACUCCUUGAUUUCACAGCUACAGCUACAAAUGGUCUUCCUACAACAAAACUGAAACUUACGAGAAAACUGAAUAAAGGUACCAUAAAAUGUAUAGGUUACUUACACUACAUGUGCAAGAACCAUAGAGGUUGGUUCUAACCACAGCAGUUUUAAUCGUUUUGUUUACAUUGUUGUAAACAAACAAAAUAUAGAAAUAAGUUAAGAAAUGAAUAAAAAAUUGACCUAUUUUGGGGUUCCUGAGGCAUCUAGAAACAGUAUAAAAUGAGUAACAAAAAAAGUAUUGCAAGCUAAUAUUUCUUCAGAAUUUUUUGCUUGAGUUAUUGAUUUAUUUCUUGAAGGUACAAAGUGGGUUUUGGGAACUUUUCUGCCUAUUCUGUGUGAUCAAUAUACUUACUUGUAUUGACUUGUCUUCCAGAAUUCUGCCUCUCCAACUCCAUUUCAAAAACUGACUGAAGAACCUAGAGUUUAUUUACUAAUAGGUUAUUAUUAUUAUUAUUAUUAUUAUUAUUAUUAUUAUUAUUGAGGAUUUGAGCUAUGAAAUGAAUUUUGAUUUCUAAUAAAUGUUCAAACGAAACUACUGAAA